Messenger RNA from Vicia villosa (hairy vetch), 1660 nucleotides. RefSeq lists its product as uncharacterized. NCBI's taxonomy places the organism in Eukaryota, Viridiplantae, Streptophyta, Magnoliopsida, Fabales, Fabaceae. The transcript is spliced from 4 exons. Gene Ontology annotation, biological process: protein transport. The coding region runs from base 395 to 1474 and encodes 359 amino acids. The record is from RefSeq and is a predicted model, not a curated record.
CUUACAUUGAAGUUAUAUAGUUGUUGUUAUAAUAUAAACUCAUUUAUUGUUCUAUCAUCAUCAUCAAAGUUUAUAGCAAAUUUUCAAUAUUCAUACAAGUGAACAAAAUGGGUCUUAUAGGAAAAAGUUUUGCUUCAAAAUUGAAAAACAUAACAUUACUUGGAAUUUCUAGGAUUGCAAUUUUGAAGAAUCAUCGCAAAGCUAAAGCUUCUUAUGCUCACUAUGAUAUUUCUCAACUCUUGAAACUUGGUGACUAUGAUCAAGCUCUUCUUCGUGUAAGUAUCAAAACUAUUAUUAUUAUUUAUUUUUUAUAAAUUAUUUUUCUCUUUUAUUCAACAAGCAUUUUGUAUUUUUUAUUUAUAAACAGGUAGAACAUUGGAUUGUAGAGCAAAACAUGUUGGAUGCAUUUAUCAUGAUUGAAGAUUAUUGUAAUGUCCUAAGAGAAAAAGCUCAAGUACUUGAAAAUAAUAAGGAGUGUCCCAUUGAUCUCAUGGAAGCAACAUGCAGCCUUAUAUUUGCAUCAUCAAGGUGUGGCAAUUUUCCAGAAUUACACAAAAUCCAAGAGAUUAUGACUUCAAAAUUUGGGAAAGAAUUUGCAGAUCAUGCUAUUAAAUUGCAUAAAAACAAUGGAGUGAACUCUAAGAUGAUUCAAAAGCUUUCAUCAAGAUAUAUCACAAUGGAAACCAAAAUGAAUGCUAUGAAGAAAAUUGCUCUAGAGAUAGGAGUUACUUUGCCUUUAGGGAUGGACACUACGUUGUCAAAUAAGGAAAUAUUGAAUGCUGACCAGACGAAAAAUAAACUAGAAACCAAAAUUUGUAGUAGUGUUGAAUCUAUUGAUGAUGUUAAACAUGAAGACUCUCAACAACAUGAUUCUAAUCAAAAUGUAAAUCAAGAUGAGAAUCUAUUUGAUGUGAAUGAGGAAGAUAUUCAACAUGAUCCUAAUCAAAAUGUAAUUCAAGAUAAGAAUCUAUUUGAUGUGAAUGAGGAAAAGAGAAGGAACAAAAAUGCUGCAGAAGCUGUUCUACAAGCUUUGGAAUUAGCAACUUUGGAGAUAAGUAAAUACUUAAAUCAUAAACAAGAGGGUGUAGUAAUUUCAAAAAGAAACUAUAGUAUUGAUCUUAAAGAGGAAUCUCAAUUAAGUCAAAAUCCAAGAGAUGAAAUGAUAACACAAGAGAGUGCAACAAUAUUAGUUUUAAAGGGAAAUGCAAGUAGAGAAAGUGACAUGGUUGGUGAAUUAAGCUCAUACAAGAAUUUGGAUGGUUAUAAUGAUCAUAAAAGUGAGUUUGAUGAAGCUAGAGAAAAUGAAGAUUUGAGUGAAGAAAAAACAUACCCUUCUUCACAGGCUAUUAGAUGGAAUCCACAUAGGUCUCAAAGUAAUGUUGAUGUGAAUCUCAUGGUAAGAAGACAUGUAAAGAAAAUGCAUACACAUCAUGAACAUUUGGAUUGGAAGAUGAUGUCGGUGAGAACCAGAUGAGCACACAAACAAAACCAAUAUUUUUAAAACUAGACCCUCGAUUGGAUAUUAGUUUAGUUGAACCAGAAUGAACCGCAUUGGUUCAUUCGAUUCUUAUUUUUUUUUUUUUUUUUUUUUAUUUUUUCAUUUAUUUAUUUAUCAUCCAAUUCAAUGAUUUAUUAAUUGUCCUUCAAAUGUGAACAAGAG